This is a messenger RNA of Chelonus insularis, 3372 nucleotides long. It is a transcript of the gene Prp5, whose product is annotated as pre-mRNA processing factor 5. The coding region runs from base 198 to 3311 and encodes 1037 amino acids. The record is from RefSeq and is a predicted model, not a curated record. Gene Ontology annotation, molecular function: RNA helicase activity; ATP binding; RNA binding. Lineage: Eukaryota; Metazoa; Arthropoda; Insecta; Hymenoptera; Braconidae. The transcript has 3 exons.
CACUAUACACAUUUUUUUAAUAAAAAAAAUAUGUUUAAAAUAAAUCUUUGAUUUAUCGCAUAUUAUUUGUGUAAUUAUAUUUUUAUUGAAUUGUAAUUAUUAAAAAAAUAAAAGUGAACAAUAGUUUCGUACUUAUUGUAAAUUUCUAUUAUGUAUAUGGAUAUUGGAACUGUAUUAUAAUAAAUUAAGAAAUAAAAAUGGUUCGAGAUAAAGACCGACAUCAUAGACGACGAUCUCGUACUAGAUCACGUUCAAAAUCAGGAACUCCAGAAAAAAAGAGAAGAAGAUCUAGGAGUAAAGAUCGUGAUAGAGAUAAAGAAAAAUCAAGUAGACACAGAGAUAGAAGAAGUCGAUCUCGAGAUCGUGAAAGAGAUAGAGAUCGACGAGACCGCUCUGAUAGGGAUAGAGAUCGGGAUAGAGAUAGAAGGCGCAGUCACAGCAAAGAAAAACGAACAGAUUCAAAAUCUUCCAAAUCAAAUAAAGAAAGAAAAAGAUCAAGAUCUAAAGAAAAAAAGAAUAAAGAGAGAGAUGAUUCUGAAGAUCAAUUACCAUUCGAUCAUACUAAGCUCGAUAAAGAAGAAGAGCAAAAAAGAUUGGAUUUGGAAAUGCAAAAAAGGAGAGAAAGAAUUGAAAGAUGGAGAGCUGAAAGGAAAAAAAAGGAACUUGAAGCUACGAAGAAAGACGGUAAAACACCUAUUUUAGCUAAUCUUCAAAUCCCAAUGAAAAAGUGGUCUUUAGAAGAUGAUAGCGAUGAAGAGACUCCAGUUCAACAGCCAACGGUAAAAAAAGAAAGUGAAGAGGGUGAAGAAAAAGAAGGAAAUGAAGCUACUGAAACGAACGAAAAAGAACAGAAUAAUACUGAAGAGGAAGAAAUAGAUCCUUUAGAUGCAUUUAUGGCUGAAGUUCAAGAAGAAGUCAGAAAAGUUAAUAAAUUAGACAAAGCGAAAUCGGGUAAAAAUGGUAACUCUGGACCAAAUGCAUCUAGUGGUGGUGUUGUAAUUGUAACUGGUGUAGCUAAAAAGAAAGAUCAAAAGCAGAAAGGAGAAUUAAUCGAGCAAAAUCAAGAUGGUCUGGAAUAUUCGAGCGAAGAAGAAGGUGAAAAUCUUCAUGAAACUGCAGCUGGAAUUGCUAAUAAACAGAAGAGAGAAUUAGCAAAAGUUGAUCAUGCCACAACUGAAUAUAUAACAUUUAGAAAAUCAUUUUAUGUUGAAGUUCCAGAGAUUGCUAAGAUGACAUCAGAAGAAGUUGAAUUAUAUAAAGAGGAAUUAGAAGGAAUAAGAGUUAAAGGUAAAGGAUGUCCAAAGCCUAUAAAGUCUUGGGCUCAAUGUGGUGUGACCAAAAAAGAGCUUGAUGUCUUGAAGAAACUUGGAUAUGAAAAACCAACACCUAUUCAAUGUCAAGCCAUUCCAGCUAUUAUGUCCGGAAGAGAUUUGAUAGGAAUUGCUAAAACUGGAAGUGGAAAGACUCUAGCAUUUUUGCUUCCCAUGUUUAGACACAUUUUAGAUCAACCAUCUUUAGCUGAUGGAGAUGGUCCAAUUGCUUUAAUUAUGACACCAACAAGAGAGCUUUGUAUGCAAAUUGGAAGAGACUCAAAGAAAUUUACAAAAUCACUUGGGCUAAGUCAUGUGUGUGUAUAUGGGGGAACUGGAAUUUCUGAGCAAAUUGCAGAACUUAAAAGAGGAGCUGAAAUAAUUGUCUGUACACCUGGUAGAAUGAUUGACAUGCUUGCUGCUAAUAGUGGACGAGUUACUAACCUUCGGCGAGUAACUUAUGUUGUUCUUGACGAAGCUGAUCGAAUGUUUGACAUGGGUUUUGAACCUCAAGUAAUGAGAAUAAUGGAAAAUGUGAGACCUGAUCGCCAAACUGUGCUUUUUUCAGCAACCUUUCCCAGACAAAUGGAGGCCUUAGCAAGAAGAAUUUUAACGAGACCUGUAGAAGUACAAGUUGGAGGUCGUUCCAUAGUGUGUAAAGACGUCGAACAAAAUGUUGUAGUUCUUGAAGAAGAUCAAAAGUUUUAUAAACUUUUAGAAAUUCUUGGACACUAUCAACAAAAAGGAUCAGCUAUAAUUUUCGUAGAUAAGCAAGAAAAUGCUGAUACGUUACUCAAAGAUUUAAUGAAAGCUUCAUAUUCUUGUAUGUCACUUCACGGUGGAAUUGAUCAAUGUGAUAGAGACUCAACGAUACUUGAUUUUAAAGCAGGAAGAACUAAAAUUCUUGUUGCUACAUCUGUAGCAGCACGCGGUCUUGAUGUUAAACAACUAGUUCUGGUUGUAAAUUAUGAUUGCCCUAAUCAUUAUGAAGAUUAUGUUCAUCGAUGUGGUAGAACUGGAAGAGCUGGUAAUAAAGGAUAUGCUUACACAUUUAUCACUCGUGAACAGGAGAGAUAUGCUGGUGACAUUAUUAGAGCUCAUGAACUCGCUGGUGUUCCAGUUCCAGAGCCAUUGAGAAUAUUAUGGGAUCGAUAUCGUGCUCGGUUAGCUGGAGAAGGCAAGAAAGUACACACUGGUGGUGGAUUUAGUGGUAAAGGAUUUAAAUUUGAUGAAUCGGAAGCUGCUUUAGUAAAUGAGAAAAAGAAAUUUCAAAAAGCAGCGCUUGGAUUACAAGAUUCUGAUGAUGAAGAUAUUGAAAAUGAUAUUGAUCAACAAAUAGAAAGUAUGUUAGCUCCUAAAAGAACUGUACGAGAAAUUGCAAGACCUACUGCUGCUGCUAGUUUAAAUAUUCCUGGGCAAUCAGCUACUGCUGCUAGUGCUACUGAUAAAUUAGAAUUAGCUCGAAGAUUAGCUUCAAAAAUAAAUAUUGCUAAGAACUUGGGUGCUGAAGCUAAAGGAGCAACUCAACAAGCUGCAGAAGCUAUUCUCAAAGGUGCUGGGCCAACUAAUCUUAUCACGGCCAAAACCGUUGCGGAGCAGCUGGCAGCUAAACUUAAUACAAAAUUAAAUUAUCAACCAAGAGAGGAAGAUCUUAUUGAGGGUGAUGGAGAGAUAGGAGAACAAACAUUCAGAAAAUAUGAAGAAGAAUUAGAGAUAAAUGAUUUCCCUCAACAAGCUCGAUGGCGUGUAACGAGUAAAGAAGCUUUAGCUCAAAUAUCAGAGUACUCUGAGGCCGGAUUAACAGUUCGUGGUACUUAUAUUGCUCCAGGAAAAAAUCCUCCUGAAGGAGAAAGAAAAUUAUACCUUGCAAUUGAAUCCACAAGUGAACUGGCUGUUAGUAAGGCUAAAGCUGAAGUUUCUCGAUUAAUUAAAGAAGAAUUAAUCAAACUUCAAUCAUCAGGAACUCAUACUGCUUCACGUGGACGAUACAAAGUUUUAUAAAUUAUAAAUUAAUUUUUUAAAUUGACAUAACAUUAAUAAAAUAAGAUAGAACUUAAAUAUA